Brassica rapa (field mustard) is the source of this 4736-nucleotide messenger RNA. Its product is annotated as B3 domain-containing protein REM10-like. NCBI's taxonomy places the organism in Eukaryota, Viridiplantae, Streptophyta, Magnoliopsida, Brassicales, Brassicaceae. Gene Ontology annotation, molecular function: DNA binding. The record is from RefSeq and is a predicted model, not a curated record.
GCAGAGGAAGAAAUGUUUCUCGUAUAUCACUGUGCAGUCCUUACUAUAAAAGCACUUAUUUAGCUAGCGCAUACGCUGAAUCGGUCAUGCCGGUUGACUCAGCGCUACCUGUUCCAGAUAACGUGGCUAACGUACAGUGCUUUCCACCGUUUAUUCGUCAACAACCGGGAAGACCUAAAAAAAAUAGGAUGAAAUCUGCUUUAGAAGUUGCACUUGCAAACAAACGUCCUAGGAAAGAGCACAUAUGUUCUCGUUGCAGUCAAAGUGGACAUAAUGCGAGAACUUGUCCGAUAUAAGCAAUUGCUUUUCAUGUUGUUUUGUAAUACGGCUGGGUUUUGUGUUGUAAUACGGCUGGGUUUUGUGUUGUAAUACGGCUGGGUUUUAUUUUCAUUGAUUUGCACAACGGCUGGAUUAUUAAUUGUAAUACGGCUGGGUUUUGUGUUGUAAUACGGCUGGUUUUUUUGUUUUAAUGUUCUAUGACGGCUGCGUUAAUGUUUUUCAAAUUUUGUAUUGUGGUUGGGUUUUUAUUUUCAUUGAUUUGCCCGCUUCCCAUUACUCAAGAGAGACACAGACAUCGAAAAACGAAAUGUCCGUACUUAAUUGCCCUACGUUACGUAAUAGCCCCUACGUAAUUAUUGAUUAUAAAGUGGAAUACGAAAGUAGCGAAUUAAAUUAAGAGAAAUUAAUCUUCAUUGGCUGAGAUAAUGUUACUCACACGCCUAAUAAUUGUCGUGAUUUCUAAUGUCAGCUCUUUUAUUCAAACGCAGUUGAAAAAAACUUCCCCGCUAGAAACACGAAACGUCGCGAAGUCAACUAAGGCUGAGUUAUUGUAAUACACGGCUGAGUUAUGGAUUAAAUUCCCGCUCAAAAUAAGAAAUAAGAAACGCCGCGAUACGAAACUACAACCGUUAACUGCAGAUAAAUAAGGUACUUCUCAAACAAUUACACAUCUUCAACUCUCUAUCUUUUACACAACUGUCCUCUCAUAGAAAAUGGAAUAUUUCCCUCUGCUUGAAUUGCCUGAAGAUCUUCAGGCAAUGGUGGUUGAACGUGUUGCCCGUAACUCCUUCCAAGAUCUCUACCGCCUCAGAGCAUCGUCCAGGUCGAUGAAGGCGUUAGCAGAGAUGCGUAGGGUAUACCAUUAUUUCGAUGUGUUAUCCUUUCCAUGGGGUCUCAUUAUGCCAUCUCAGUUGUUGAAAACUUGCUACGCUGAGAACAAUCCAAGCACAAUUUAUGUAAAGGGUGUACAGUUUUUCUACUCAUACGAUGAGCAAGAUUAUGGCAUUUCUCUCCUCAAGCGUGCAGCAGAUGCAGAAUAUGAGCGUGCAGUGUAUACACACGCUAUGACUCAAGCAAUCUUUUACGGUGAUGCGCAGUAUUUUCGGAGAAUUCCAAGAGCAACUGUUGACAGGGUCGGGAAACUUGUUCGAGAUGCGAAAUGGGGAUGGGGUUUGAGGCAUACUGACGAGUUCCGUCAAAUUAAGGCCAUGUUCACUUCUACUUAUGUUCCGUCCUUCUACCUUUGCCAAUGUGCAAAUGUUGUGGACCGACAAUGUCUCUGCCUAUGGCACAUUGAUGUGACUAAGGACGACAACAUGUGUGAGCGCUGUUUCUGGAUCAAAGAGAUUUCCUUGUUCUUUCGUGAUUUUGAACCGAUAAGCCUGUUUAGGGACACAAGUAAGUGGUGAAGAUGUCUCUGCAUCAGAAUCUUAUCUUUUUUAUGUUUUUUGCUAUGCCAUUAUGUAUGUCGAACAAAAAAUUAUAUAUUCUGUUUUUAUGGCUGACUUAUUUUCAUCUUAUGGCUGAGUUAUUUUCAUCUUAUGGCUGACUUAUUUUCAUCUUAUGGCUGACAUAACUCGACACUGAGUUAAAUUAUGUAUGACUCUUUUGGCCAACUUUUAUUUUUCGACAUCAUUAAAUAUUAACAAUUUUACGACUGAGGUUUAGUUUUCGGUAUUAUUAAUUAUUAACAAUGUUACGGCUGAGUUUUAUUCUUCGGCAUUAUUAAUUAUUAACAAUGUUACGGCUGAGUUAUAUUUUCCGGCAUUAUUUACUUUACACAAGGAAAAAAAAAAGAAAUCAUUUUCGUCCCAACGCGAAAAAAAAAAAAAGCUCUCGACGACAGGCGAUUUCGAAGCGUCUCGAUACGAAGGUAAAACCGAAGCCUCUCUUUUGCAGAUUUGUGGAUUCAGCUUAGGUUCGAUGAUGUUUUCUUCCCAUUCUUUUCUUGUUUGCAGAUGCCUAAUUCGCACAAACCUCAUUUCUUGAAGCCUCUGCUUCCCGAUUUCCACAGUGGCGUGACAAUACCACUUGGCUUCUUCUCACAGCACAUAGAAGGGAAGACAAACUGGAAAACAUGGAAACUAAGAUCGGACGCUACAGAUCAAACUUGGGAAGUGAUACAAGAAGGCAGGAGACUCACCGGAGGUUGGAAAGAUUUCACCACAGCACAUGACCUUCAAAUCGGUGACAUUGUCAUCUUCAAACACGAAGGAGAUAUGGUGUUUCAUGUCACACCAUUUGGUCCUAGCUGUUGUGAGAUUCAGUAUACACAUCCUCACAUCAUCAAGGAAGAAGCUGAUGCGGAUGAUGCUCCUUCUUUCUCAUUUGACUAUUGUUUUCAGGCUCAGGUCACUGCUUCGAAUCUAAAAGAAGACAAACUUUAUCUUCCUGAGGGAGCUACGACUUGUACUGCUUUGAACAAACAAUGCCAAGAGAUAAUACUUGUCAACAAAGAGGGAAAUUCAUGGACUGUGAGUUUGCGAUUUAGCGAAGCAGACGGCAUGUAUUACAUCAGAAGAGGCUGGAGAAAGUUCUGUCGUGCUAACAGAUGCGCCAUAGGAGACUUAUUUGUGUUCAAUGUGGUUGGAGAUGGGAAAACUACUCCACUAAUGUGUGUAUGUCCGGAAAGGGAAGAGUGAUUUUGAACCUAAACUUAUGUAUGUCGAACCAGAAAUUUAUGUAUGUCUCUUUUUAUGGCUGACUAAUAUUCAUAUUAUGGUUGAGUUAUUGUUUAUGUUAUUGUUUGAUUAUGACUGACUUCCACUGAACGUUAUAGCUGAGUUACUAUCUUAUUAUGACUGACGAAUACUCAUAUAAUGGCUGGGUUAUUGUUUGAUUAUGACUUAAUUAACGUAACGGCUGAGAUGCAGUGAACGUUAUAACUGAGUUAUUAAAACAUUAUGACUGACGAAUACUCAUAUUAUGGCUGGGUUAUUGUUUGAUAGUGACUUAAUUAACGUAACGGCUGAAUUGCAGUGAACGUUAUAACUGAGUUAUUAAAACGUUAUGACUGACGAAUACUCGUAUUAUGGCUGGGUUAUUGUUUGAUUAUGAAUUAAUUAACGUACUGGCUGAGUUGCAUUGAACGUAAUAGCUGAGUUACUAAAAACAUUGCGUCUAAAUUAUGAUUACAACACAUGACUACGCAAAGAAAUAGUGCCAAAAUAUGGCCAUACCAAACCCACAAACCACCACUGGAAACAUCAAACACUUCAUCUUUUCCGCUUUACCGAGUUCUUUCUCCAACCGACCAACGUCUACUCUCAGAUCUGAUAUGCCUUUGGUCAUGUCACUCAUCACCGAUUUCAUAUCUUCUACCUCUUCCACCAAGCACUCGUCCGCCCAUUUGAAUAAAUGUCUCUGAUUUCACCAACAUGCCCAGCUCUUAGUAUCACAUUGACAGUAUAAUGAAUAAAAUUAAAAAUCAAACCUUAAUAUAUCCUUUGCGACAGCAAUAGUACAGUCUUCCUGGAUUAGCCCGUGAUGCAGAUGUACAUAAUUCAGCGGGUUCACCACACCAACACUGUUUCGGCGUUCCUCUUUCCACAUGCCGGCGGUGAAAGUAAGUGUUACCAGACACAGAUGAUGAAGAAGACAUUUUCUUUGAAUGAAAGAGAAAUUGGUGUGAAAGACAAAGUUAAAACAAUAGUGGUAGUAAUAUAAAAUCAUUUUUUUAAAAAAAUUCAAAUAAAGAGGAAUAAUUUAAAUUAAUAAACUAUUAAAUGCCUCGAUAUUAGGUUUGAGCCGUAUUUUUCCACACACGUGAUGCACUUUAAUUAUGACGAAUACUCAAUCAAAUCAAGAAAUACGAAAGGUUCUUUAUUAUUUUAUCAAACACUUAAGUUGAAUUCGUAUUACGGCUGUGUUAGCGUCUAUAUUUUGGCUGAGUUAACGUAGACGUAUUGACUGAGUUACAUUAAAAAUAACAAUACCUCGAUUAUGUAAAUAAUCCGAUACAUGCGUGCCAGCCGUAUAAUAAUGAGUCUCGAUAUUCUCAAUGCAAACGAAAUUUCUCAUGCACAUAAUAAUAAGAGAAUAAAGGUCUCUAAUAAUAGUAGUCUCGAUAAUGUAAUGACGGCCAUAAUAAUGAGUCUCGAUAUUCUCAAUGACGAUGGAAUUUCUCGCACGUAUAAUAAUAAGAGAAUAAAGGACUCUAAUACUGGUCUCGAUUAAGUAAUGGCGGCCAUAAUAAUACAUUGAAAAUAGCGUUAACUAUGGCUUUGUAUUUUUACAAUAUAAGGCUGAGUUAUUAGUAUCUUAAUUCGUAUUACGGCUGAGUUACUUAACUGAAACACUGACGUUUGACGCAAACAAUUCCGGCUGAGUUAAACAACUUUAUAAAACCUUAACGGCUGAGUUAAACAACUUUAUAGAAACUAAACGGCUGAGUUAAACAACUUAAUAGAAACUUAAUGGCUGAGUUAAACAACUUUAUAGAAACUUAACGGCUGAGU